Messenger RNA from Phanerochaete carnosa HHB-10118-sp, 1656 nucleotides. RefSeq lists its product as uncharacterized. NCBI's taxonomy places the organism in Eukaryota, Fungi, Basidiomycota, Agaricomycetes, Polyporales, Phanerochaetaceae. The record is from RefSeq and is a predicted model, not a curated record. Gene Ontology annotation, cellular component: cytosol. Gene Ontology annotation, biological process: L-methionine cycle. The transcript is spliced from 9 exons. Gene Ontology annotation, molecular function: adenosylhomocysteinase activity. The coding region runs from base 33 to 1325 and encodes 430 amino acids.
CCACCAUCUUUCUCCUCCACUAAGCAGUCAACAUGGUCUACAAGGUCGCUGAUGUCUCUCUUGCUGCUUUCGGUCGCAAGGAGAUUGAGAUCGCUGAGAAUGAGAUGCCCGGACUGAUGAAUAUGCGCCAAAAGUACGGCGAGUCCAAGCCUCUCAAGGGCGCGCGCAUCGCUGGAUGCCUUCACAUGACCAUCCAGACCGCCGUCCUCAUCGAGACUUUAACCGCCCUGGGCGCUGAAGUUACCUGGUCUUCCUGCAACAUCUUUUCCACUCAGGACCAUGCCGCAGCAGCUAUCGCUGCCACCGGCGUCCCUGUCUUUGCCUGGAAGGGCGAGACCGAGGAGGAGUACACGUGGUGUAUCGAGCAGAGUCUGGCGGCUUUCCCCGACGGCCAGUCUCUCAACAUGAUCCUCGACGACGGUGGUGACCUCACCACUAUCGUCCACGAGAAAUACCCUCAGUACUUGAAGAACGUCCGUGGUCUUUCGGAAGAGACCACCACUGGUGUUCAUCAUCUCUACAAGAUGUUCCGUGAUGGCAAGCUUAAGGUUCCUGCUAUCAACGUCAACGAUUCCGUUACCAAGUCCAAGUUCGACAACCUCUACGGCUGCCGCGAGUCGCUGGUCGACGGUAUCAAGCGUGCUACUGAUGUCAUGCUUGCUGGUAAGGUCGCUGUCGUCGCUGGUUUCGGCGAUGUCGGCAAGGGUUGCGCGGAGUCCCUGAGGUCCUACGGUGCUCGUGUCAUUAUCACCGAGAUCGACCCCAUCAAUGCUCUCCAGGCCGCGAUGGCUGGUUACGAGGUUACCACCAUGGAGGAGGCCGCUCCUCGCGGUAACGUCUUCGUCACCACUACCGGUAACCGGGACAUCCUCGUCGCGAAGCACUUCGAGGUUAUGCCCGAGGACGCCAUCGUUUGCAACAUCGGCCACUUCGACGUCGAGAUCGAUGUCGCUUGGCUGAAGAAGAACGCGAAGCAGAUCGUCAACGUCAAGCCUCAGGUUGACCGCCUCACCAUGCCCUCUGGUCGCCACAUUAUCCUCCUUGCUGAAGGCCGCCUCGUCAACCUGGGCUGCGCUACCGGCCACCCCUCGUGGGUCAUGUCGUGCUCAUUCACCAACCAGGUCCUCGCGCAGAUUGCGCUCUGGACCAACACCAAGCAGUUCCCCCUCGGCGUGCACAUUCUCCCGAAAGAACUCGAUGAGGAGGUUGCCCGGGCGCAUCUCGGGUCGCUCAACGUCAAACUCACGACGCUCAGCAAGGAGCAGGCCUCUUACCUCGACCUGCCCGUCAACGGCCCAUACAAGCCCUCGCACUACCGCUACUAAAUGGCGAAUACUUCAUCGUGUACGCGACGUGCAGGAGCGGCCUCAACGAGCCCUUUAACCGAUGACUGAUGGGCGGGAUCUUAACAUCCCCUUCGCUGGGAAGACAGGAUUUCAACGCUCCUGUGUGCAUGGUCAGGUCCGGGCGCCGGCGAUGUGUCUUAUGACUAUCGUCGUAGAUGGAGAUGGCCGCGGGUGGUGGUGGUAGUCGGGGCCUCAACGUGCCCGAGUGUAGCCAUAUGAUUGUAGAAGGUGUAUGAAUUACAUAGAGUGGAUCCCUGCAAGAGCCAUAUGCCGUAUCGAGUGACCGCGCGCGAUGGGCUAGCUGUUUCAA